This is a messenger RNA of Chiroxiphia lanceolata (lance-tailed manakin), 2049 nucleotides long. It is a transcript of the gene ELOVL6, whose product is annotated as ELOVL fatty acid elongase 6. The record is from RefSeq and is a predicted model, not a curated record. The transcript is spliced from 4 exons. Gene Ontology annotation, cellular component: endoplasmic reticulum membrane; endoplasmic reticulum. NCBI's taxonomy places the organism in Eukaryota, Metazoa, Chordata, Aves, Passeriformes, Pipridae. Gene Ontology annotation, biological process: fatty acid elongation, polyunsaturated fatty acid; fatty acid elongation, monounsaturated fatty acid; very long-chain fatty acid biosynthetic process. Bases 189 to 986 code for a protein of 265 amino acids. Gene Ontology annotation, molecular function: fatty acid elongase activity.
AGACCGGCGGGCCCGGGAGGAGAGGCGCGGAGGGGAGCGGAGCUAUGCUAAACCCGGGGUACCGCUGAGGCGGGGCGGGCCAGGCCAGAGGCGGGGGCUCUCCGGCGGCGGGCGCGCAGGGGCCCGGCUCCCGAGGCGGCGGCAGGCAGCAUCUCGGCGCGGGGAGCGGCUCCGCAGCCACCGGGCCAAUGAACAUGUCGGUGUUGACUUUGCAGGAAUACGAAUUCGAGAAGCAGUUCAACGAGCAUGCGGCCAUCCAGUGGAUGCAGGAAAACUGGAAGAAAUCAUUCCUGUUUUCAGCUCUGUAUGCUGCCUUUAUAUUUGGUGGUCGGCACCUAAUGAACAAACGGGCAAAAUUUGAACUGAGGAAACCGCUAGUGCUCUGGUCUCUCAGCCUCGCCGUCUUCAGUAUAUUCGGUGCUGUUCGAACUGGUGCUUAUAUGCUGUACAUUUUGAUGACCAAAGGCCUGAAACAGUCAGUGUGUGACCAGAGUUUUUACAUUGGACCUGUCAGCAAAUUCUGGGCAUAUGCAUUUGUGCUAAGCAAAGCACCCGAACUAGGUGAUACUAUAUUCAUUAUUCUUAGGAAACAGAAGCUCAUCUUCUUACACUGGUACCAUCACAUUACUGUGUUACUUUAUUCUUGGUAUUCCUACAAGGACAUGGUGGCUGGCGGCGGCUGGUUCAUGACCAUGAACUAUGGAGUACACGCUGUUAUGUACUCUUACUAUGCCUUGCGGGCUGCUGGCUUCAGAGUCUCACGCAAGUUUGCCAUGUUCAUCACCUUGUCGCAGAUCACUCAGAUGUUGAUCGGUUGCGUGAUCAAUUACCUGGUCUUCUCCUGGAUGCAGCAGGGCCAGUGCCAUUCCCACGUGCAGAACAUCAUCUGGUCCUCUCUCAUGUACCUCAGCUACUUUGUGCUCUUCUGCCAUUUUUUCUUUGAGGCCUAUAUUGGCAAAACCAGAAAAGAAAGGAAGGUUGACUAGUGGUAGAAACGAGAAGCCAUAGCUCAGGGUCAUCAAGAAAAAAAAAAUUAUAAGAAAAAAAAAGGCACAAGGAAACAUAUAUGUAUGGUGCAGCUAAAACUUGGCAGCUUAGGGAAAGUUAGCUUGGUUUAACCCAGUAAGUUUAUGAUCCUAUCAUGGUGAGGACUCACUGAAUUCUACUCUAUCUCAAAGGACUGCUGAUGAAAGACAACUUCCUUCUUGUACCUGUCUGCUCUAGAAAAGAAAGGUGGAAAGAAAGAAGGGGGAAAAAAAAGAAAAGAAAAAGGAAAGAAGAAAGAGAAGAAAAGAGAAGAAAAGAGAAAUGGAAUAAUGUUGAGGGGGGGGGAAAGUAUGUUAAAUAAGCAGUGUGUUUCCCCAGGGUGGAGGAGAGACUUUUAUUUAAAAAAAAAAAAAAUUUCUAAAUCUUUUCUAAUAAUUUCUCAGCAUUAAACUUGAACAAAAGCAGAAGUGACAAAAAAAAAAAUCUGUCUAUGAUAGCAGUAAGAUCGCAGAAUUAAAAUCUUUUCCAUAGAAGGUUGAUACCUUUAGCCAAAAUGAAGCUGAAAAGGAUGUUUCCUGCAUGGAAACUUGCUGAACUCCACACUGUGGUCAUGAAUGAAAAAGAGAAGAGAUUGAUUUCUCUGCUAUGUACUCUGUCAGGAGAGCAGAUCUGGGACACAGAGUCACCUCCCUCAGAAGGUGGAAAGGAGCAGUACUUUUACAAGAGUUUAAUGUGAAAAGAUGCACUGUUGCAAUACAUAUCUCAGAGAGUGCAUUUUCCAAGUGCAUUUUUCAGUUAAAGGCAAGGAAUUUCUACAGCAGGAUAAGUCAUAGAGGGUUAAAUCAAUCAAUCAAUAUUUGCUAAAUUAACAGGGGCUAAUAGCAGAGGGAUGUUCAGGAAGGAGAGGGAGACAACUCCCCUAAUGUGAUUUUUAGGAAUUAUCCGUUACUCUUAAUUUAGCCUGCAGCAGCACUGAAUUAAAUGGGGGAAAUCGGAAGAAAUCCUAGUUAGUGAGAAGAGAGUGAUAUAUCUGCCCACUGUUUUCAGAACAGAGCCCUGUGG